Tilletiaria anomala UBC 951 is the source of this 891-nucleotide messenger RNA. RefSeq lists its product as uncharacterized. NCBI's taxonomy places the organism in Eukaryota, Fungi, Basidiomycota, Exobasidiomycetes, Georgefischeriales, Tilletiariaceae. The record is from RefSeq and is a predicted model, not a curated record. The transcript has a single exon. Bases 229 to 720 code for a protein of 163 amino acids.
CUAGCAGAUCAGCACAUAUGAACUCGAAUUUGCGCUACUCACAGCUUGAACCCUCGCCCGACAACCUCAGCCUCUUUGAUGGCCACGAGGGCCUUUUUGACCUCCACGUCCCAGUUGCGCAACUGUUCGACCAGCGACUUGGCCGCUGCAGCUCCCUCUCUCGCCACAGCUCGUCCGAGCUUGCUUGAAGCUGCAUUUAUAAACUUCUCCUUCGUAGCAAGCGCAUAAAUGCUAUUGCCAACAGCUUCCGCAGACUUGUGGCUGAGCCAGUAUCUCAGCGACUCUUCCUCCGGCGUGCGAUCAUGCAAUUGGAACCCGAUGACGAUGAUCCAGGCUGUCAUGACGAGGAGCAAGACUGUGCGGAACCACAUCGAUGGGCUGUCUGCGGCAAAGGCGAGCGGAAAGAAGGUGAUGAUGAGCGCAUUGCGCAGCUCGCGCCCACGGCGACUGAGCGGCGGCAAGGUCGUUCCAGCCCCGGCAUGUCUCGCCUCGAGUGCCUCGAGCUCGAGUGUAGAGCUGUUCACGUGCUUGCGCAGAUCAUUCCAGUGCUCCCACUCGCUUCCGCCAGAGGGUGCCGCAGGCUGCGCAUUAUUUGUAAGCGAGGACGGACGCUGUGAAUGUUCGGCGGAGCUGUGCUUGCUGGACACCCCAUCGCCAUCGCCACUGACGCUGCUGCUAUCCGCUGCUGUCCCCACUGCGCUGGGCGGCGCUUCGUCGUAGAACGAGAUGCUGAGCGACGGCGUGAGCAAGAACGACGUGCAAAUGAGAUACUUGAACUUUUCGGCAAAAGCAUUGGACAUCGAUUUGGAGGCCCAGGGAGCCUUGUUGUCCAGCACAGCUGUUGCGAGAGAUGCAGCCGUCUUCGUGUCUGCGUCAGUGUCAUUUUCACCC